AUGGAGGGCAAUCUCCGCUCCGCAGAGCGGCCGCUGGACCGGCUGGCGGCACCGGCGGACCGCGUUGCCGUGCUGGGUAUCGGUUUGGAGGACGCGGAGACCGCGGCGCCGUCGGCGAGGGGCGUGGAGGAGGGUGGGGGCGAGCAGGAUCCUUUCCGGAUGACGCCGCUGCGGUUCGCGGGGUACACGAACGAGGUCGGGGAAGCAUUCAAGAGGUUCCUGCCUCGCUCCAUGUACCUCGGGACGUACGCGCUCGCGAGCGCGUACGUCGCGGGAGACGCAGUGUACCAGGGCAGCAAGGCGGUCGAGGCGGGGCCGUCGUCGCCUGGACCCGGGCUCGCGGUGACGGAUGCGCUCAUUUGGCAGGGCCUGGCCUCGGUGGCCAUUCCUGGCCUCGCCAUCAACCGCGCUGUCAAGCUCGCGCAGUGGAUGGUCGAGCGCUCGCAGCUGGGCCCCAGGACGAAGCGUUUCCUUCCCACGGUGUUUGGGCUCUCCUUGGUGCCGCUGAUCGUCGGCCCGAUCGAUGAGGGCGUCGAGAGGUUCAUGAACUACGCCGUGCGGCCGCUCCUGCACCGCGGCGCCGAAAUAAUGCCCAUGCAGGCCAGUGCGUCCCAGUAUGCGGCUGCCAGCCCUGCAACCAUCUCGCGGCGCUGA
This is a messenger RNA of Pedinophyceae sp. YPF-701, 654 nucleotides long. Lineage: Eukaryota; Viridiplantae; Chlorophyta; Pedinophyceae. The record is from the annotation of a GenBank genome assembly.